AUGGGAGAUUUCCCUGGAAGCUCUUCAACGCCCAAGGUUUGUCGCUACUACGUUUCCGGUUCUUGCGCGCGAGGAUCUGAUUGUCGGUUGGUGAUUUUUUCAGAAUAGGCUUUUUUGGAAUUUUUGUCGUUUUUCAGCUACUCUCACGACAGAAGUCAACGAGACGAAACAGUCUGUCGGUUUUAUCUCAGUGGGAAGUUCGUUUUUUUUUCUUCACUGUUUUAGUUUUGAGAAAAUUAUCGAUUUCAGUUGCACUUUUGGAACGGCGUGUCGUUACACCCAUGUGAGACCGAAGCCUGAAAAAACGGGAGCCAGCAACACGCAGAAGAAAGCGGCGAAAGUUCAGCCACCGAAACCUCCAGUUCCGGCUCAAUUGGCUAAGCCCGGGCUGAACAUCGCCGCCGCCGAGUUUGUCCCAAGCUGGAAGAAAGUUUCGCGAGGUAGAGAAAAGGAGAACUCACAAGGAGAAGAUACGUGGCAGGAUCGAGCUAUGCGGCCGCCGCUGGAGCCGCUCCACGGACCGAAGAAGAGGAACAGGCGGCUCGACAACUGUGUCCCUACUUCGAGAUGAAAGGCGAGUGCAGCCGCCAGGACUGCAUUUUCGUCCACGGCGACCUCUGCGAGAUGUGUAGUCGAUACUCUCUUCAUCCUUUCAAUGAGAACCUUCGACACCAACAUUUCAAGGUAUGCAGUCUACAGAACAUCUUCUGCAGUUCCAAACUCUGUCAUCAUAUCUUUACGUUUUCAUUGAAAUCCAUAAUAAAAUGUUCAUGAAUACUCAUUUAGCAAACCAGAAAUUUUCUGAAAAUCUGCUCAAAAACUUUUUGUGUAGCGAAAAAAUACGAGGGCAAGACACGAACAUUUCGAGAAACCAAUAUAUAAAGUUGGUUCUCAGGGUUUUUCACCUUCUUUAAAAAAGAAAAACAAGGUUCAAUGUAUGUAAGGAAGUUCUUUUGAGGAGUGCCUGGCGUCGCACGAACUCGCGAUGAACGAAGCUUUCGCCACGGCCAAUUCUAUGGACAAAUCAUGCGGAAUCUGCAUGGAGAACAUUCUUGAAAAGGUUCUGAAAGCCCAUUCCAUAAAAAAAAAUUUUUUGUUUCAGAAUCUGAGGUUUGGAAUAUUGAAGGGUUGCAAGCAUUGUUUCUGUUUGAAUUGCAUUCGCGAGUGGCGGAGGAAGCACGAGUCUUUAGAGUUUGACAGCAAAGUCGUUAGGUUGGCAAAAAGCGAGAGAAGUUGAGAAUGGUUGGGUAUCAGAUCGUGUCCCGAGUGUAGACAACACAGCGACUAUGUCGUCCCCUCGGUGGUCUGGGUGGAGGACGAAGAGGAGAAAAAUGUCCUCAUCCAAAUGUACAUCGAAAACACCAAAACUAAAGUCUGCAAAUACUACGCGGUGAUUUUUGAAAGUGUGAUUUCCAGUGAACUUGAGUUUUCAGAACGGCUCGAUGAGCGAGGGAUGUCCCUUCGGAAACAAGUGUUUCUACAAGCACCAGAUGCCUGACGGGAGUAUCGACCCCGGCGAGGAUCCUCAUGUCCGUCGACGACCCAAGCUCUCUGAAUUUUUGGCGUACGUUUCAGAGAAGCAUAAAAAUUUGAAAAAAAAAAAAAAUUUACGAAUUUCGUCUAAACUUUACAAAAAUCAAAAAAGUUCUAGUUUAAAUACCAUUCAUCAGUCAUCUUUUAUUCUAUUCUUUUAACCUGAGUCACGUCGACCAAAAUCUUCCUUUCUCGCUAAUUUUUUCCAAUCUUCUCUUCUCAUACAACCAAUCGUAUCGAAACUCUCAGAGAAACCGUUCCGAUGUCUUAUACGAUUUUCGGUAGCUUAAGCGCCUUUGCACACUCCAGAGAAUAUUUUUUAGACGAGAUCCUCAUCAAUUUCCCUAUUUAAAUUUGAAUAAUUAUUAGCUCUUGGGAGGACGAAGACGAAGAAGAUUGGCUCGAGGGCAUGAUGUCGUCAAACGCAAUUUCCGAAGCGACUCUUCGUCGGUUUUUCGGCGUCUGACAUUUCCAAAAUUCUUUGGAAUUUGUGAAUAUAGUCUGUUUGUAUCUCCGUUUUGAUAAAAUGUUUGCUUGAAAGUCCUUUAUCCUUUUUUCUAGAUUUCUUUAACUUAUCUCUUUCAUGAUCCUUCUUCCAUUCCUUUUUUUUAAAUUUUUGCUGUCGAUAGAGUCGCCAGUCUUUUUUGUGUCGAGGGAGUUUUUUCACUAUCAUAUUUACUCACCCAGAUUCAUGUAACUUACUAGUCUUAUUGCACUAGCUGUGAUUGUGUCAGUCUUUAUUUAUUUCUUCAAUAAAGGCUUUUCGGGAAAGUCUUUUUUUUUUUCAAAUCGGUAAUUCCCAAUCGGUACUGAUUCAUUUUUUCCAAACAAAAUAAAGAAAAUGUGGGGAUUUUAUGAGAUUACUCGAUAAUUUUCCCGGAUUCAAAUCGCAAACGGCUUAAUUUUUUUUUUUCGAGGUCCUUUGACAUCUUGAGAAAUUUUCGUCCGAAGAACUUUAUUUUUAUAAACUUUUCGCAACUGGCUUUCAACGGAAAGUAAUUUUCAGCGUUUUGAAAGAAAUCUGUGAAUUGAAGAAAGAACAAAUGUACGAGUCAACAUUGGACGCAACUCGCCUGGCCGCCGCGGCGGUCGACGCAGUCCGAGAAACAACCGACGCCCCCCUAGAACAGUGCCACAAUGCCGUUCUCGCUGUUUUCCAUCUUCUCGAGCCACAUCUGAGGUAUUUGAAGCUCAAAGGAGGUUCUGAGCGUUACUUUACUAGUGGAGCACAGUUUACUGAAAUUCGGAAUGCGGCUGUCAAUUAUACAGUUAAUAUCAAAUCAUGCUACGACCGUCGUUCUCUUGAAGCAAUUUGCAGUCGACUUUUCGACAUUUUCGUAGAAAAGCAGGAGGUUUUUUCAUUCCGAUAGAACUUUCAUAGAAUUCUGGUGCAGCUCAGUUACUCGUCUAGUCAGGAUGAUGUUGAGCUCAUACGAGGACUCGAACUCUUCACUGACAUAACGGUGGGAAAAGGUCUUUUUAUAUCUUUAUCAACUUUUUAAGAAGAAGACAGAUGCGCGUAUUCCGUUGGAAAUCGUUUCCUCAAACGAUUUCGAAUGGGUCACUCAACUAGUCUCCGUCAUACAAAUGGUUCCUUUUUACAUUUUAUACGAAUAAUUUGCAGUGAAUACUUAGGACCAAAACUCGGCAGUACGACAGGUGGUGGUGGAUUGCCUGGCUGAACUGGUACGUUCGUGUCGGGACCCGAUCGUCAGGCUGCUCAUUGAAUCGAGGCUUUCUACCGCCUUGGUCUCCAUUCUGUCCAUUCCGCCUUCUCUCGAUGCCGAAUCCGCUCAGAAGAAGUUACAGUCGAGUUCGCUGAGUCUUCUAGCACUACUCUAUUCGACGGACGUUUUGCCGCCUCUUGACCACUUUUGUAUGUCACCUACCACUAUCAUCACAUCAUUCAUUUUUUAGCCUAUUUGAACGAUCAAUUUUUUGCUAAGCUCGUCCGCUCCCUCGACUAUUACGACGGUGUCGACGUUCUGGAAUUGAUUGUCAACGUGACGUGGCUUCUCCUUAAUUCCGAUCUCUCUGCUGAGUCAUUUUUUGCAUCUCUCACUGCGGAUCCCUCUGCUCUAACUGCACUUUGCCUUGUCCUCAUUCAAGAAAUAAACCAAAACUGUACAGGUUGGACCAGAAAAAUCUCUCAUCAUAUUUAUGCGUUUAGAACGGCGGAUAAGAUUCUUGUUGUGCGUCUUUGCCUUGGGAGAAGAUGUUGUGGCGAAAAUCUUCUAUAGAAACGACCUAGUCGCGUUGGCUGGUAUACUAGCUCGAGAAAUGAUGGACAGAACUGAUAAUAAAGUUCAAUUCUUUCUUAAUUUUUGAUUUAUUCGGUAGACUUCAGAUUAAAGAAGGAUGUCGAAGUGCCAUAGAGUUCCUGAUCGAAUGCAAAGUCGUUGACAAAGAUGAUCUCAAGAUCUCCGAGGCACUACGCGACUACGAAAUGUGA
Caenorhabditis auriculariae is the source of this 3985-nucleotide messenger RNA. NCBI's taxonomy places the organism in Eukaryota, Metazoa, Nematoda, Chromadorea, Rhabditida, Rhabditidae. The record is from the annotation of a GenBank genome assembly.